Molecule: messenger RNA, 933 nt
Organism: Penicillium salamii
Lineage: Eukaryota; Fungi; Ascomycota; Eurotiomycetes; Eurotiales; Aspergillaceae
Source: the annotation of a GenBank genome assembly
AUGCGUUCAACUUUGCUCUUCGCCGCUCUGGCCGUCGGCUCCUGCGCCAAGGUCAUUGAGAAGGAAGUCUAUGUGACCGACUGGACCACCGAAACCGUCACCACCACCGUCACCAGCUGGCCAACCACUACUCCCAACACCGCCAACAAUGUCAAGCAAGACACCGCUGUGGCUGUUGCUGAAACCGCUCCUGCUCCUGUCGAGUCUUCUUCCUCAAGCUCAAGCUCCACUUCCACCACGACUUCCGCUUUGCCCACCGUCGACCUGACCAAGAAGACCACCGCCGAGCCCGCGGCCCCCACUGAUGCGGAGGUCAACCUGGCCGGUGCCACCACCUGGUUCUCCACUACCUACUGGUCUAUCCCCGCCGAGCCCGCGACCACUGAGACCCCGACCUCUCUGUCUACUUCCACCUCCGCCGCUGCCGCUGCUACCCCCACCAACGCCUACCAGGAGACCAUCCUCUACAACCACAACGUCCACCGCAGCAACCACUCCGCCAGCUCCGUGACCUGGUCCGGCUCCCUCGAGUCCAGCGCCCGCACUCUCGCUGAGCGCUGUGUUUACCAGCAUGACACCUCCAUCGCUGGUGGUGGCUACGGUCAGAACAUCGGAUACGGUGUUGGAGAGUCCUCCAUCGGAGAGAUGAUUACCAACCUGAUGUACAACGAUGAGAUGAUGUUCUUCGCCGAACUCUACGGCCAGGCCUCUCCCGACAUGGCCAACUUCGAUGCCUGGGGUCACUUCUCCCAGAUUGUCUGGAAGGGCACUGAGGAAGUUGGCUGUGCUACUGUCGUUUGCCCCUCGCUCGGCAACGCCGGUGGUUCCAACGUUCCCUUCACCGUUUGCAACUACUCCCCCGCCGGUAACUACGACGGCGAGUACGCGGACAACGUCCUGAAACCCCAGGGCGCUACACCCUACACUGCCUAA